CUGUAAACUUUUGUGAGUGUUGAAUAGCUGUUUCGCUGUGUUCAAGCACUUUGAGUUAUUGAAAUGAAUUUUCUCUUCCCCUUUUUCCAUCCCAUAGCAAUGAUUUCACCAUUUCUCUUUUUGGCACAGCGUUUCCAAUUUCAGUAACAUAAUAACUCUUGCUGCUAUAAGUAUAACCCAAGUGCAGACAAGCUCAUGAAGAAGGGAUUAUUGGGUUUCUCAGCUUUGCAUCAAACAUGGCCUUCCCUUCUUGCAUCUGCUGCCCUCUCUCACUCAAGGUUAACCGCAUUGAGCGGCAGAUUAGGCUUCAGCAUAAUAUUCCAGAAGAAAGAUUUGCUUCUUCUGUCAAAAACAUGAGCAUCAAAGCUUUUGGCCAUCAGGGAAGAAUGGGAGCUGACUUACACUAUGACUGGACUCUUCUUAGAGGAUCAAGAGUUGUGCUUGCACCAAAAGUUUCAACUCCUACUCGCUGUAGGAGAAGCUUUGGAGUACACGCUUCAUGUAAUAAAUUUUCAGUCUAUUUACUUCUUAUUAUAUAAGUCGUUUUUCGCUUAUUUCUUUUGCUUGUCCCAAAGAUUUUCUAGAUCUCAUCAUAAUUGUUGAAUUUCAUUGAUCACAUGCUAUCUAUCAUGUAAUUGCAACAUCUUUGUCCAGUCCAUCUUGUUUGUUAAGCUCCUUCAGAAGAAAAGGGUAUACAAAACCAGAAAAUACACGCAUUCUUUUCUAUUGUUUUCUCUAGGAUUUUGACAAUUUACUUUUUGGGGGCUUUAUUUUAGAUGCCUUCAUACAUCUGCUUUGUAGGAGUUUUUAUUCUUAAGUAAUUUCACGUACUGCUCAAGUAUUGGCAACAUUUAUGUGCUUGAGAUCCCAUCUUUUGUGUCAGUUUUCCAAUCCUAUAGUGGAAACUAGUAUUUAUCAGAAGGAGAAAAUACAAUGGAGAAAAGGCAUAAAAAAAAAUUAAAAAAACUGAAAUAGUUUUAGUUUAAGUUUCUCUAUUUCAUUGUAGGUAUGAAAGAUAGCUCUAAAGUUCUUCCAUUUAUUGCAAUACCCUAGUUAGAAUUCUUAUGCCUCUUUUGUUCUAAGUGUGGUCUCAUGAGUGGUGAUAAAAGUUAUGAAACAAUGAUUUUGAGCAGUGGUUUAAAGUAGUAGUUUAAAGAUGUAAAUUAUAUUCCUCUCUUCAUUCCUAAACUGUAUAUGCUAUCACUUUCAUGCUCUUGCUUUUACAUCUUCAGGGUUGACAACUUAUCAAAUUGCUAGUAAUGCAUUUACCUUAGGAACAGCAGUUGUUCUCCCAUUCUAUACUCUGAUGGUUUUUGCUCCUAAGGCUGAACUAGUAAGUUUUAUGAUUACCAGGGAGUCUACUUCCUCAUCAUUCCUUUGUU
Messenger RNA from Rubroshorea leprosula, 1382 nucleotides. Lineage: Eukaryota; Viridiplantae; Streptophyta; Magnoliopsida; Malvales; Dipterocarpaceae. The record is from the annotation of a GenBank genome assembly.